Molecule: messenger RNA, 297 nt
Organism: Porites lobata
Lineage: Eukaryota; Metazoa; Cnidaria; Anthozoa; Scleractinia; Poritidae
Source: the annotation of a GenBank genome assembly
AUGCCUCGUCAAAAGGAAAGCUACAAUCUUUAUCCACCACUAACCGUAGCAAAUGUUCAUCUAGAGAAGUCCUUUUGUGUAAAAUAUCUUGGUGUGUAUAUUGAUUGUCACCUUACUUGGCAUGACCAUAUUGAUUACCUAUGUGGCAAAAUUAGCAAACAUAUAAAUAUAAUGGUUAAGUUGAAACAUUAUGUAUCAAAAGCAACACUUAUUAGUGUGUAUUAUUCUCUUAUUUAUCCUUACCUUACUUAUGCUUGUACACUUUGGGGAAAUAAUUAUAACGCUCCAUUGUCUUAA